CUGAGACACAGUCUGGCUUCCAAAAAGCAGGAAAAACCCCAUCUGAGAUAUUCAUGACAUUAAUGUGAAGAUGGAGUUUGUUAAAGAAGAGAGUGAAGACAGGAGCGAUGCAGAAACACACAGAGAGAAAGAGGAAGAAACUGAGGAACACAGAGGCCUUACAGAAGUGAAAGAGGAAUGUCAGGAAGCGAAGGAGAACGAUCAGGAUGAGGAACCUCAUCAUUUCGUAAAUGGAGAACAGUCUUGUAGUCGUUCACAGAACGAUAAUAAUCAGUCAUCUCAAAGAACAGAAGCCAAAAACCUGUUCACCUGCACUCAGUGCGGAAAGAGUUUCACACGCAAAGGACACCUGAAGAUCCACAUGAUCAUCCACACGGGCGAGAGGCCGUACACCUGUCCUCAGUGCGGGAAGACCUUCACGUGCAAAGGAAGCCUUAAGGAUCACUUCAAGAUCCACUCCGGAGAGAAGCCUUUCACCUGUCCUCAGUGCGGAUGGAGUUUUGCACGUCAAGAAGAUCUUAAGAGGCACAUACGAAUUCACACCGGAGAGAAACCGUUCACGUGCUCUCAGUGCGGAAAGUGUUUCACCAGUUCAGGAGAUCUGAAGAGACACUUGAGAAUUCACUCCGGAGAAAAGCCUUUCACCUGCCCUCAGUGUGGAAAGAGCUUCACGCAGAAGGAAGGUCUGAAGGAACACAUGAAAAUCCACUCCGGAGAGAAGCUUUUCACGUGCAUGUUGUGCGGGAAGAGUUUCACACAUCAGCGGAGCUUGAAAAGACACAUGAAAGUGCAUUCAGGAGAGAAACUGCACCAGUGUCCUGAAUGCGGCAGGAGGUUUUCAGAGGCCUGCAAUCUCAAAACACACCUGCUCUCUCACACUGGAGAAAGACCCUUUCACUGUCAGCGCUGCGACAAGAAGUUUUUCUUGGCCGUGCACUUGAAGACGCACAUGAGGAUUCACGAAGACGAAACGCGGUACGUGUGUUCGUUUUGCGGGAAGAGUUUUCUGUGGCUCAACGGGUUUAAGGAUCAUCAGAAAACGCAUAUAGGUGAGAAACCCUACGUGUGUUUGGACUGUGGAAGUACUUUUACUCGAGCCGGUGAACUGAAAGUGCAUGAACGGAUCCAUACUGGAGAAAAACCUUACAAGUGUUCACACUGUGAGAAGAGCUUCACUCAAUCUGGAGCGCUGAAAAUUCACGAGCGAGUUCAUACGGGAGAGAAGCCGUACCUCUGUCCUUCAUGCGGGAAGACGUUCAGUCGAUAUGGAAAUCUAGGGAAACAUUUAAAAAAGGCUUGUCCAAAGCUGAGACAGUACCUGACGGAAGUGAAAGAUGAACGUCAAGAGCAGAAUGAGGUGAAGGAGAAGCAGCAGAAUCAGGAACCUGAUGAUUUAGCAAGUGGAGAAAAGUCUUCUAGUUCCACAGAGACUAAAAAGAACGUUUCCUCAAAAAGAGCAGACGCUAAAGGCUCUUUCGCCUGCACGCAGUGCGGAAAGAGUUUCACACGUAAAGGACACCUCGAGGUUCACAUGGUGAUUCAUACGGGCGAAAGGCCGUACACGUGUCCUCAGUGCUCGAAGAGCUUCACGUGCAAAGGAAGCCUUAAGGAUCACUUCAGGAUUCACACCGGAGAGAGACCAUUCACUUGUCCUCAAUGUGGAAAGAGCUUCACAAAUUCAGGAGGCCUGAAGAGACACGUACGGAUUCACACGGGCGAGAGGCCUUUCACCUGCCGCCAGUGCGGAAAGAGCUUCCCGAGUUCAGGAGAGCUGAAGAGACACGUACGGAUUCACUCCAGAGAAAGGCCUUACACCUGCCCUCAGUGCGGGAAGAGCUACAAACAAAAGGAAGUUCUGAGGGAACACGCCAAAAUCCACUCCGGAGAGAAGCCUUUCACGUGCAUGCUUUGCGGGAAGAGUUUCACCCAACAGAGCACCCUGAAAGUUCACAUGAAAGUGCAUUCAGGAGAGAAACUGCACCAGUGUCCUGAAUGCGGCAGGAGGUUUUCAGAGGCCUGCAAUCUCAAAACACACCUGCUCUCUCACACUGGAGAAAGACCCUUUCACUGUCAGCGCUGCGACAAGAAGUUUUUCUUGGCCGUGCACUUGAAGACGCACAUGAGGAUUCACGAAGACGAACGACGGUACGUGUGUUCAUUUUGCGGGAAGAGUUUUCUGUGGCUGCAUGGAUUUAAAGACCAUCAGAAAACGCAUAUCGGUGAGAAACCCUACGUGUGUUUGGACUGUGGGAAAACCUUUGCCAGAGCGGCCGAACUGAAAGUGCACGAACGGAUCCAUACUGGAGAAAAACCUUACAAGUGUUCACACUGUGAGAAGAGCUUCACUCAGUCAUCAGGACUGAAAGUACACGAGCGAGUUCAUACGGGAGAGAAGCCGUACCUCUGUCCUUCGUGCGGGAAGACGUUCAGCCGAUAUGGGAGUUUAGGAAAGCAUUUGAAAAAGGCUUGUCCAAAGCUGAAAAAGUGAACACCCAACAAAAGACCAUUUAGGGUAUUGAAGAAAGGUCAAAGUAUUAGUUUAGAAAAACUGCCACACUUUUUUUAUUAGUAAACAGUGGUUUUUCUUUUUCUUUUUUCUUUUUUUUUUUGCAUGUGGUUGCAUUUUUCAGACUAUAUAAACAUACGAUUACAUCUUUAAAAUGUAAUUUUAAUCAUAGCUCUUAAGUACUGAUGAUUUCAGUAUGCUUUGUUUUUAUUCCAAAAAUCAAUCAAGCUUGAAUGUGUGCUAGUUUAUGCUCGAGUCGGUCACAUGAAUCAUGUAAAUAAGUCACUGAAUGGACUGAUAAACACGUCAGCUGUGUAGUUUUAGUGUUUCUGACCAUAAAAUGAUCAGCAAAAUAAAGUAGCAUGCAGUGACUUCUUCAGCGAGCACAAAGAACAAAUCUGAUGCUAAUUAACACUUUUUGUAACAUUGUAUCUUGUAACAUUGUAAUACGGUUGAUUCCUGCUUUGAUGGAAGCAUUGUAUUUUGUUGUUUAUGCUGAAUCUGGUUUAUAGCUACACUACCAACUGGAACUGUUUAAAAACUGUGCCUUUAAAUUCACUCCACAUGGAGCUUCAAGCCUGAAACUGAACCGUAAACUCAGAUUUAAAUAUGUCUUUAGUUUAGUGUUUGCAGAGCCUGAACAUUCUCGCCUUUAUUGUCAUAUUCACAGUCAUCAGGAUCCUGCUGGUUUCAAUCACGUCCUUAAAUUACUCUUUUGCAUUUGUUUGCCUGUCCUGUCUGGUGUUAUUGGCUUGUGUUUAUGUGUGUUGCCUGCUUCCAACCUUUGCUCUUAAUAGUUUGUGUUCAAAUAUCUGACAGUCACUUUAAUAAAAUGAAGAACAUGAA
Messenger RNA from Labeo rohita (rohu), 3352 nucleotides. RefSeq names its product zinc finger protein 850-like. Bases 71 to 2488 code for a protein of 805 amino acids. Lineage: Eukaryota; Metazoa; Chordata; Actinopteri; Cypriniformes; Cyprinidae. The record is from RefSeq and is a predicted model, not a curated record. The transcript has 3 exons.